GAUCCGCUGCUGCUCCGCGGCGGGCGGACCUGCAGGCGGCGGCGGUGGCGGCAGCGGCGGCUCGGCCGAGAGAAGAUGGCGGACGGUGUGGACCACAUAGACAUUUACGCGGAUGUGGGCGAAGAGUUCAACCAGGAAGCGGAAUAUGGUGGGCAUGAUCAGAUAGAUUUGUAUGAUGAUGUCAUCUCCCCAUCUGCAAAUAAUGGAGAUGCUCCAGAAGACCGGGAUUACAUGGAUACUCUACCGCCAACUGUUGGUGAUGAUGUGGGCAAAGGAGCAGCACCAAAUGUUGUCUAUACGUAUACUGGAAAGAGAAUUGCAUUAUAUAUUGGAAAUCUAACUUGGUGGACAACAGAUGAAGACUUAACUGAAGCAGUUCAUUCUUUGGGAGUAAAUGAUAUUUUGGAGAUAAAAUUUUUUGAAAAUCGGGCAAAUGGCCAGUCAAAGGGAUUUGCACUUGUUGGUGUUGGAUCUGAAGCAUCUUCAAAAAAGUUAAUGGAUCUGUUGCCUAAAAGAGAACUUCAUGGCCAGAAUCCUGUUGUAACUCCAUGCAAUAAACAGUUCCUGAGUCAAUUUGAAAUGCAGUCCAGGAAAACUACACAAUCAGGACAAAUGUCUGGGGAAGGUAAAGCUGGUCCUCCAGGAGGCAGUUCACGUGCAGCAUUCCCACAAGGUGGUAGAGGACGGGGCCGUUUUCCAGGGGCUGUUCCCGGUGGGGACAGAUUUCCUGGGCCAGCAGGACCAGGAGGGCCACCCCCACCUUUUCCAGGAAAUUUGAUCAAGCAUCUUGUUAAAGGAACUCGGCCUUUGUUCCUGGAAACUAGGAUUCCAUGGCAUAUGGGGCACAGCAUAGAGGAUUUACCCAUUUUUGGCCUAAAAGCUGGACAGACUCCACCACGUCCACCAUUAGGUCCCCCAGGCCCACCUGGCCCACCAGGUCCUCCACCUCCUGGUCAGGUUCUGCCACCUCCUCUAGCUGGGCCUCCUAAUCGAGGAGAUCGCCCUCCACCACCAGUUCUUUUUCCUGGACAGCCUUUUGGGCAGCCUCCAUUGGGUCCACUUCCUCCGGGACCUCCACCUCCAGUUCCAGGUUAUGGCCCUCCUCCUGGCCCACCACCUCCACAGCAGGGACCGCCGCCACCUCCAGGCCCCUUUCCACCUCGCCCACCUGGUCCGCUUGGGCCACCCCUUACACUUGCUCCUCCUCCACAUCUUCCGGGACCACCUCCAGGUGCCCCACCGCCAGCUCCACAUGUGAAUCCAGCUUUCUUUCCUCCACCAACUAACAGCGGCAUGCCUACAUCAGAUAGUCGAGGUCCACCACCAACAGACCCAUAUGGCCGCGCUCCACCAUAUGAUAGGGGUGACUAUGGCCCCCCUGGGAGGGAAAUGGAUACUGCGAGAACACCAUUGAGUGAAGCAGAGUUUGAAGAAAUCAUGAAUAGAAAUAGGGCAAUCUCAAGCAGUGCUAUUUCAAGAGCUGUAUCUGAUGCCAGUGCUGGUGAUUAUGGGAGUGCUAUUGAGACAUUGGUAACUGCAAUUUCUUUAAUUAAACAAUCCAAAGUAUCUGCUGAUGACCGUUGCAAAGUUCUUAUUAGCUCUUUGCAAGAUUGCCUUCAUGGAAUUGAAUCCAAGUCAUAUGGUUCUGGAUCGAGAAGACGUGAACGAUCAAGAGAGAGGGACCAUAGUAGAUCACGAGAAAAGAGUCGGCGACAUAAAUCCCGUAGUAGAGAUCGCCAUGAUGAUUAUUAUAGAGAGAGAAGCAGAGAGAGAGAGAGACACCGUGACCGAGACCGAGACCGUGACCGAGAGCGUGACCGAGAGCGAGAGUAUCGUCAUCGUUAGAAGUAUAUACCUACAUUUUAAAUGGUCCAAGUACUUGUUCUGAAUUUAAUCGUCUGGAAACAUCUGAGACAAAUAACAGGUAAGUGAUCACAGGUAAAAAUUUUGACCUUUUAUCCUUCAAUAUUGUAUUGCUGAGUUAUCGGUGUUAGGUUUCAGAUUGUUAAUGGUCUUAAAGCAAAAAAAAUAAUCAAGAGGACUCAUUAUGCACUUCUAAAAUCUACAAAUUGGGGUUUUUGUAAUCACAUACAUAGUUGACAUGUGAUUUAAAGUACUUACAGGGAGUUACUGCCGAUACAAAUAAUGUGCUUGGAUUUUUAAAAAUAUGGUUUUUUAUUGCCCUCAGCUAAUCUAAUUUGUCCCUAAAACUUCUAAAGACAAACACUGUAAUAGUUUAUAAAUACAAUAGAAAAUUUUCUCAACUUUGAAAGAAGUUUUUUCUUUUAAAAAAAUUAUUUUAAGAGAAGGGACUGUUUUCCUGGCAUCUAGUUUUUGAUUUUAAAAGAAGUAUUAGCCUUUAAUUUCCAAAGGAAAUGUAAGUUACUAAAUUAAAAUGGGUUCAGGUUACAUAUUUCACAUUUUUAAACUGUAUCAAGCCAUACAUCCCCCAUUAGAAUAACCUUGAAAUAAUUUUCUUUGAUGUUUCAUUCAUAAACCAUAAUCAUUGUCUUCUUUCUGUACUUUACAACUAUUUCUUGUGUACAUUUUUCAUAAAGUGGGGAGAGUUGUCUGUUUAUACUUCAUUUUCACAUGUAAUUUUAUUUUUAUAUUUGUGAACAGCAUAUUCAUGUGAAGUGGGGAACUGAAUUUUGUGCGUGUGACACAGAGGUUACUCUGUAAGCAAAAGUAUUAUUUCUUAUGUUGGCAUAUCCAAAUUGAAUUAGGCUUAAAACAGACCCCUUGUAGGUAAAUACUCUGUGUGAUUUUUAGUAAUCAUGGGAGACUUAGUGAAAAUUCAGUCAUGGUAAUUGUUAGUAUUUAAAUUGUGAUGGGCAAAAUCAAAGGCUUUAUCAAGUGUAUGUAACUGACAGAAUAACAGUUUCUUUUAACUGUAACAGAUAAAUAUUAGCAAAUGAGAUCCAUUUUGAAAAAUACUUGUAGAAAAUAAGCAUGUAAAUCUUUUAUGAAACAAAUAGCUGUUACACUAUUUACAAUUUUAAAGACUUUUUGAACUGAGAAAGCCCAUUCUAAUACUUUUCCUUGUAUUUUGAGUAUAUAGCUUGAAUAUGUAUCAAGAUUUUUAUGCAGUUCACCAUGUAUUGUAUGAAAAAUUUAGUAUGUCUCAAAACAUUUCAAUAUGAGACAAAGCAUUUUCUUCUUUUAAAACUAAUCUUACUGAAAUUGGUGAUUGCUUUUGGAUGUAAAAAUUGAGUGUUGUAUCAUGUAAAUCUAAGCACUAAAUUUUACUGAUGUAGCUUUUUUAAAGAUGUAGCUUUUUAACCCUGAAUUGAAUACAUCUUAUCCCAUCUUUUGAAAAAAUUCUUAAUGUUCAGCAGUUGCUUACGGUGGAUUGAGGCCAAGUUAUUACUUGAAAUGCUUACCUCUGUAGCCAUUCUAUUUAUAGGAAGGUUACAGGAUCUGUAAGUUAUUUUUCUAGACUUUUAUAAGUUGUCAAGCUUUAGUUACUAAAGAGAUGAUUCUGAAAUUUGAAUAGUUUUAGUCAUCUCCAAAAUUGAUGUACCAUGUACCCAUCAAGGGACCUCCAAAUCAGUUUAUACUGGAGAUUAACUAAUGACUUUUCUUACUGGUUUUAGUAAAACUAGCAUAGUCAACCAAGUAAAUUCCUUCUGAAAAGUCCAUUGUUAAUUUUAAAUAGCUCUAAUAUACAUUCCAGUAUAAGUGAACCUAAUAUAUCAUGACUUGAGUUUCAUUACAUUCAGGCAUUAACUAUGAAUUCUUCAUGUGAAAACUAUUGUUGACAUUUUUCUUAGUCACUGAUGUAUCAUACCCAAAUUCCCAUGUUUUGUUUGUACAUUAAUCAGAAUUGAGUUGUGAUAUUGUUAUAUGCCUUCAUCCAAGCAAAAUUUUACAUAAGUCUUUCCAAUACAAAAAAAAAUUGUUAUCUUGGAUUAUUGUAUCUUUGCUAUAUCAAACAGUAUUUAUUAUGGAAGUAGACAUGAAUAUAGGAGUGGGGAUUGGAAUUAAAUAUAUUGAAGUGAAAAUCUUUUUUUAAACAAAAAACUAUUUGCAAAUUUUGUUACCAUCAUAAUAAGGUCUGUUGUUGACCUCUUUAGAAGUUUUUAAAUAUGAGUCCUUUUGAGCUUUCAUGUAAAUCUUAAAUGGAAUAAGUGACUUGAAAGGUAAAGUGAAUGUCAGUAGUAAGUUUGUACAUAAAUAAAUGAUAAUGUGAUCUAUUAUUAAAAUGGUGAUGAAUGACUAAACGGACAAACUUAAUUUAACUGGAAAUUUAAUGAUGUUGACAAACUGUUAAAUGUCUGUCCCAUCUUAAUUUUUUUUUGUGUUUGAACUGUUGGAUAAUGUUAAUUACAUUCUCAUUUAAAAAUGUAUUAGUUUUCCCCAAAACAUUCAAUAUCUAAGUUCAAAUAGAUUAUAUUUUAAUGAGAAAAUACCAGUAUUGUAAAUUUCCUUAUGUAAAUACAUUGUGCUUCAUAUUCUGUAUUUUUUGCCCCUAUUCUGAGACCACUCUGAGCAAAAUAAGUGAUUCUAAUUUGUACACAUCUUACAGAAAUAAUUUUACCUUCAUAGUUGAGUUAUUUUAAGGUUGUGUUCCUCUUACUACCUGUCAGAACAGUCCUACUCAGCAAAUUUCUGUGAACAGUUUGUUCUUUAAUGCUGAAGAGUAAUGAAAACAAAAUAUUUAAAAAAUACUCCUUACACUCAGGCUUUCUGUUUUCCCAUUUUAUGAGGUUUUACAUAUUCUCAAAUCAUUACACAUUUAUCAAUAAAAGUUUUGUGUAUGAGGGAUCUGGAUUAAGUAACCGUAUUUCCUUGACUGAUUACUUCUACAAAUAUGCUGUUAGAUUUUAUUACUGCACAGGAUGUUUUAUAUUGCUUCCUGAGCUUAUUAUAGUUUUGUGUUAAUUUGGGCAAAAACCAAAAAUGCUGCAAGAGUAAAAAGUUCAUUACUAAUAUGUUAAAAGAUAUUACAUGUCCUUAGGAAUUAGUGUUUUAUUGAGACUUUCAUGAAAAUUAAAUUGUCUUGAUUUCCUUGUGAAAGAUGACUGUUAUAAGAUUUAAAAAUUAUUUUUGCAACUCUUAGAUCAUCUGAUCAUCUACCUCAUAUUUCCCAGUUACCUGUUUCCUUGUGUUUACCCAUAUAUCCUAACUAUUCUGUUAGAGCUCUUAAUUACUUUAGUUCUAAUUUCUUUGCUUUCAGUAUUAUUUGCAAAACCUGUCUGGCUAUACAGCUGUCUGCUUGCAGUGACAAAAAGAGGGUAGGAAGUGAUCACAUGAAUGGAUGAUGUGUUUUGCUCACUGUGGUUGAAGAAUAUUAAUUUU
Molecule: messenger RNA, 5301 nt
Organism: Heterocephalus glaber (naked mole-rat)
Lineage: Eukaryota; Metazoa; Chordata; Mammalia; Rodentia; Bathyergidae
Gene: Cpsf6
Product: cleavage and polyadenylation specific factor 6
Molecular function (GO): RNA binding
Source: RefSeq, a predicted model, not a curated record